Messenger RNA from Gastrolobium bilobum, 786 nucleotides. RefSeq names its product probable BOI-related E3 ubiquitin-protein ligase 3. NCBI's taxonomy places the organism in Eukaryota, Viridiplantae, Streptophyta, Magnoliopsida, Fabales, Fabaceae. The transcript is spliced from 2 exons. The coding region runs from base 1 to 786 and encodes 261 amino acids. The record is from RefSeq and is a predicted model, not a curated record. Gene Ontology annotation, molecular function: ubiquitin-protein transferase activity.
AUGGCCAUUCAAUCGUACCAGAUUAAUGUUGGCUCAUCUAGCAACAAUGGUGAUUAUGGUGAUGGGCUCAUUGAGUAUAGUCUUUAUUUCCAACAGAAACAUCAACAUCAGCACCAAUUAGAACAGCGUUUAGGACAUGUUGAUCCCAAUCUUGUUGUUUAUAAUUCAGAAGUUUCAAAUUCUCCAAACUUUGCUGUUCAACUUGAGAAGGACCGUGAAGAAAUUAACGAGUACAUCAAGUUUCAGGAUGAGAGAUUGAGAUUUAUGCUACAAGAGCAAGGAAAACAACAAGUGGCAGUUUUACUGAAAAUAAUGGAAGCUCGUUCACUUGACAUCAUGAGGGAUAAAGAAGAAGAAAUUGCAAAAGCUACACAGAAAAGGGUUGAAUUGGAAGAUUUUUUGAAAAGAUUAGAAACAGAAAAACAAGCUUUGCAGAUGGCGGCUCAAGAAAAGAAAGAGAUGGUAUCAUUUCUGUAUAAAACUUUGGAGGAGAUCAAAGCUUCCAGUAAAGUGGUGGCGAAUGAAGCAGAGUCCUUCUGUGAUGAAGGGAGAGAAAACAAGAGAUUAGAAGAUGAAGGAAAAGGAGGAAAACAGGUAGAGUGUGGUGGGGUAGCCAACUUUGAACCUGAGGUGAUGCUUUGUAAAAGCUGUCAUUCUGGGAGAUCUUGUAUUGUGUUCCUCCCGUGCAGGCACCUUUGUUCAUGCAAAACUUGUGAUGCAAUACUGGAUGCUUGCCCAGUGUGCAAGAUGCCAAAAAGGUCUAGCAUUGAAACUUUGUUGUUCUAG